CUCUGUUUCCAUCCGGAUGUAAAUUGUGGCACACCGUUUACGGAAGGCGUUCGUUUUUUUCAUCAGAGAAGAAUCUCUGAGUAAAACGAACGUUAAUUCAGAUCACAGUGCGAAGGAGAUAAUGUCCGAGUCCGGACAUAGUCAGCCUGGUAUAUACGGACAGGGACGGAGAAGAAGGCGACGCCGUGACAGAGAGCCUGGACCUCCAGGACAGAAUUUAUCUGGUCCGGGACGAGAGCGGGAGUAUGUCCCCCGGGAGCGAAGGGAUGGUAGUGUGGAGCCACCAGGUCCUCUUCUGCCAAAGACUCCUAUUAUCCUAGCAAAACCUCCGGGGGAGAGGGUAAAGUGGACAGUCUCUAACCAUGCACUUGCUUUCAGUGAUUGUGAAAAGACUAAGGCGACGCCGACUGCUCCCGGCGGCCCUCCAUCUUUAGAGAAGCCUAUCAUGCUGAUUAAAACACGGGAUGAUGGGGGAAAACCGGGAACAUCCCCUGAUUCGGUCCCCUCGGCUCCUGGCCUAGGAGCCAUUAAAUUGGAGAGAGAGGGACAGAGACCCACCCAGCCUGUGUACCAAAUCCAGAAUCGAGGCAUGGGACCGGCUGCGUCCAGUGGUGUAGUAGACCCUGUGAUUGGUCAAACCAAGCUUCUACCGCCAGAGAAAAUGAAGCACAGUAUUAAGCUUGUGGAUGACCAGAUGAACUGGUGUGACAGUGCUAUGGAGUAUCUGCGGGACCAGACAGACAUGCUCGUGGUGGGUGUUAUCGGGCUCCAGGGAACCGGCAAAUCCACAAUCAUGUCGCUGCUCUCUGCUAACUUACCUGAAGAUGAUCCAAGGGCAUAUGUAUUCAGGGCACAGAGUCAGGAGAUCAAAGAAAGGGGAGGCAACCAGAGCAGUGGGAUUGACUUCUACAUCACCCAGGAGAGUGUGAUCUUCCUGGACACACAGCCUAUUUUGAGUCCUUCUAUUUUGGAUCAUCUCAUUAACAACGACCGCAAGCUACCACCUGAGUACAACCUCCCUCACACUUAUGUGGAAAUGCAGUCUUUGCAGGUAGCUGCCUUCCUCUUCACUGUGUGCCAUGUCGUCAUUGUGGUUCAGGACUGGUUCACUGAUAUAAAUCUUUACAGGUUCCUCCAGACCGCUGAGAUGCUGAAGCCCUCUACCCCGUCUGCCAGUCAUGACAGUGCCGGCUCUGCAGGCUCCGACGAGGGCUCGGAGUACUACCCUCACAUUGUGUUCCUGCAGAACAAGGCCAGGAGGGAGGAAUUCUGUCCCAAGAACCUAAAGAAGAUGCACACUGUGGUGGACAAGUUGAUGGCUCACUCUCACCUGAAGUAUAAAGGCACACUGUCCAUGCUGGACUGUAAUAUCUUCCCUGGCCUGGGGCGGGACUACCUGGAGACAGAAGUCAACUUGUUCCUGUUGCCAGUGCUGGAAACUGAAGGAGAGGACGCUUUGACCAGGGCAGGCUCUGCAUCCAUCCCGCUGUUCUCCCUACUCCCCGGGUACAGGGGACACCCCAGCUUCUCCUCUUUGGCCUCCAAGUUACGCAGCCAGGUCUUGGCCAUGUCCCGCUGCCAACUGUCUCACACCAUCCUCACUGAGAAGAACUGGUUCCACUAUGCUGCUCGGAUCUGGGAUGGAGUGAAGAAAUCAUCAGUGUUCUCUGAGUACAGCCGCCUUCUUUCCUAGCUGGGAAUUUCCACUAUCGCUGGGCAUUGUCUUGAAAAAUUCAGCUUCCCGCCUGUGGUUGGAUUCCCUAGUGGGGGUUCUGGUCAAAGCACAGCCAGCUUCAGUGCAUGACCCUCAUUAGACGCCGCUCAGUUAGUGCAUCAGGGCGCCAUGGAAGCAGGAAAUAUUUUAUAUGGCUUUGUGAAAAGUUCUGUGAAUACAGGACAAAUUUCACUUAAAGUUUGUUUGUACAUAAUUUCGUUGAAGCUUGGUACAAUAAGUCAGUCUAAAAGUGAGGAUUGAAUUGUGGUAGUCAUGACUGGUAAAACAUUUUUUUUUUAAAUGCUACAUGUGCUAGUAUUCAUGGUGUAAGUCAGCUUGCUGAGCUGUGUUUAUCUGACCAUCCAUUUUCUUAUGUAAAUAAAAAGUGAAGGUUG
Messenger RNA from Brienomyrus brachyistius, 2109 nucleotides. It is a transcript of the gene smg9, whose product is annotated as SMG9 nonsense mediated mRNA decay factor. The record is from RefSeq and is a predicted model, not a curated record. Gene Ontology annotation, biological process: nuclear-transcribed mRNA catabolic process, nonsense-mediated decay. NCBI's taxonomy places the organism in Eukaryota, Metazoa, Chordata, Actinopteri, Osteoglossiformes, Mormyridae. The coding region runs from base 122 to 1693 and encodes 523 amino acids. The transcript is spliced from 14 exons.